Molecule: messenger RNA, 8369 nt
Organism: Pieris rapae (cabbage white)
Lineage: Eukaryota; Metazoa; Arthropoda; Insecta; Lepidoptera; Pieridae
Gene: Camta
Product: calmodulin-binding transcription activator 2
Exons: 24
Coding region: 516-4052 (1178 amino acids)
Biological process (GO): regulation of transcription by RNA polymerase II
Cellular component (GO): nucleus
Molecular function (GO): transcription coregulator activity; double-stranded DNA binding; protein binding
Source: RefSeq, a predicted model, not a curated record
GGCACUAGAAGCCAGUCGUGUUUCGCACCGCGCUCCGAACGCGCGUCUGUCCCAGCCCGGACCUCCCAAAACCGAUAAUAACUAAUGCGAUUUGUUUACUAUUUAUCAUCACGUGCUCACAAAUAUAAUGACGGACAGUGGCUAAAUAGAAAUCGAACAGCGACUCAACCAAUCUCACAACAGAUCGUGUCCCUUACUGGUUAAAAGUAAUGUGGUGCCUGGGGUAAACACAAGUAUUACAUCCCUCAUCCACGGUGGCGGGGUAUACGCGCCAUGCUGUGUACGCGGGCGGCGCGAGCACCUACCAUGCGCGCUCGCCCGCUGUACCUCUCAAUGCGAACGGUGAACCAAUCAAGCUGCCGGAAAACCUAGAAAGCUUGCCGCGAGCGGAACAUUUUGCUGCUCAAAGACAUCGCUGGAACACCAAUGAGGAAAUUGCGGCUAUCCUCAUUAGCUUUGACAAGCACACAGAAUGGCAGUCGAAGGAAGUCAAAAUACGGCCAAAAAGCGGCUCCAUGCUUCUAUACAGCCGAAAGAAGGUCCGAUACAGGCGCGAUGGAUACUGCUGGAAGAAACGGAAAGACGGAAAGACAACGCGAGAAGAUCACAUGAAACUGAAGGUUCAAGGUACCGAGUGCAUUUAUGGAUGCUACGUACACUCCGCCAUUUUGCCGACAUUCCACCGAAGAUGUUAUUGGCUAUUGCAGAAUCCAGAUAUAGUACUAGUACACUACCUGAACGUCCCGUACCCCGAUGACAACAAGCUGGCGACUGUGGCACCAAGUUUGGCGUUAUGGGCCGACAAAAAAGAGUGGACGAAAGACGAACUUGUCAGCCAGUUGAAGCCUAUGUUCUUCAGUGAAGAUGAACCGGACCUUAAUAGCGAUUUGGAAAUAUCAGGGAAAAUGUUUCAGACGGCGGAAACCGUAGAAGCAAUUGUGGGGCAAUUAAUGGAAAAGCAAAGAGCAGCUCGAGCAGCAGCAUUGGCUAGACAGUUAGAAUGCGGUUGCCCUGAUUCAACUUGUCAAGAUUCAAGGACAUGUGCUCAUCCCCUGCGUCGUAUCCAGGCAUCGAAACCACCAGCAUCGGACCACCACGUGUCCUCUACAACUGGGCCCUCACCUCGACCUAUGGCACAACCCCCACGCCAAUACACAAGAGAUCACAGGACUUCCACUCAGUCGUCCCCUCUGUUAUUAUCAUUGGGACAGAUACAAGGAGGUGGAGGUUUACUAAUCUUGAACGGUACUAGUAAUGGAGGUCAACAGCAUUCUUCCCUAGUAUCACCGUUGUCAGUCACUUCAUUUGUCUGUGAAGAGCCAAGGGACAGAUACCGUCAACAAUAUAAACCCACAUUUGUAUUAAAACGGGAAAUUCCGGAUAACCUGCCAAAUACAUGUAUAAAUAAAACAGAAUCUACUUUCGAAGUAGAAACACAGGUAGAAGAGAAAGUGAAUGUAGAAAUUUUUGAUAGGAAAAUAAAGAUGGAACCGAGAAGUCGUGGCCACAUAAUCGCAAGCGCACCGGCGACGCCAUCUCGAUACCCAGAUCUUCUAGAGCGUUUAGAGAAUAAAGUGCAUAUAGAUAACUGUGAUGAUACGUUAGUUUUAUUAGGAACAGACGCGCACUUAGAAUCAUCUAGUGGAUUUUUUGACGAGACGUUGGAGUUAUCGCAUGAAGAUAUCCAAAAAACGUUAUCAGCGAAUAUGCCAACGUGUGAAUUAGAUAGAAGUGUAGUACGGUCCACGGAGACCGCUAAUGUAAUGGUUUCCGGUAUCGAUACUAUGGACUUUAUAGAGAGUUGUGAGGCUGUAGCGUCACCGACGCAUGUGGUAGAUGACAAUGUAUUUGUCAAUUUGGAUGCUUUUGACAUGCUAGGUGAUUUUCCUGAACUGGAAGUACUAGAUCCGAGCUCAAUUUCCACGAAUCCUAUGUCCUUAUGUGGUAAUUCACCGUCUGACAAUCAAGAAAAGAUGCAGACUGAUAGUAAUAACGAGCGAGCAUUAAGUAUCACUGAUUACUCUCCGGAAUGGGCGUAUCCAGAGGGCGGUGUUAAGGUACUAGUCGCGGGACCUUGGACUGAGACUUCUGAUCAAUAUACGGUUUUGUUCGACAAUUUUCCAGUACCAUCAAUAUUGGUUCAAAAUGGACUCUUGAGAUGUUAUUGUCCAGCUCACGAGGCAGGUUUAGCAGCGAUGCAGGUGGCUAGAGGUGGCCGCGUAGUGUCUGAUACCGUUGUAUUCGAGUACAAAGCUGGCCCAGUACCCGCACCUACGUCUCCAGCAUCAGCGCCGUUACCUUCGCUGGAUUUUAGGCGGUUCUCAUUACUGCAGCGCCUACAACGUCUACAUGGGCGCUUGCAGUUGAAAACAGAGCCUAUGGAAGAUAAUAAUCAGGUUGAAGACGUCCAGUUGUAUACGAAUCCAAAAUUUGAAGAUCGCCUAGUCACAUUUUGCCAAUCGUUGAGUAAUAGGUCAGCAGGUACUUCUGAGGGCUUUGCAACCGAACCAAGUGAGGAAGGAUCUACAAUCCUCCACUUGGCGGCAGCUUUGGGUUAUACCAAGUUGACCACAGCACUGCUUAGAUGGCGGCAGGAUGAUAAUAGCUUAGCAUUAGAAAAGGAAGUAAAUUUAGGAGCCAGAGACAGCGAAAAUAAUACACCGUUGAUGGUAGCUAGUGCGGCGGGUCAUACAGACACGGCAGUAGUGCUAGCUCGUUGGAGCGCAGGUACAAGGCGCGAGGCCGGCGCACGCGCAGCGGCCGCAGUCGCUCAUCGAGCUGGACAUACCCAACUAGCUGCGUUGCUUGAUAGGAUUCAUCCACCUACGGGAGAUGCGGUUUUUCGGAGACCUUAUAGUUUGUUGCAAAAAGGUCGAACGGGAAGCUUAGAAAGCAACUUAGUGAAGAGACCUUCAAUUGAUAGCGGCAUCAACAUGGCAGAUGCAUUCCGUUCAAAUUCGGCUAUUGAUAGGAAUGACUCAACUUCACUAAGGUGGGAGAGAAGUAUGUCUUUACCCUUAGACUCUGACACUUCCGAAGACAGUCUCGGAGAUAUGAAGAUAGGGCGUCGCAUGGACCUAGCCCUCUGCGAGACGGCGGCCACCACGCCCAGCCCCCCUCUGCCCGCGCGCCCCUCGACGCCCCCCGCCUCCUGCGCACCCUGCCCGUCUGCCGCAGGGGAGCAGGAUGACAGAGUGUUCACGUUAGCAGAACAGAUUAUAGCCGCAAUGCCCGAAAGAAUAAAGAACGAAAGCUCUACAUUGCUAUCUGCCUGCGAACUGGACCAUGGACCUGGCGGCGGUGAUGACGCGCUCAUGGUGCCCCUACUUGAUGACACAACUGCGUUCCACGCCGAGUUCAACUUUGAGUUCUGUGACAACACUUACAGAACAUAUUGUGGCGGGUCAACCCCAUGUUCAUCCGGGUCAGUUUCCCCUGGAUCAGCGUUAUCUCCACCCCCCGCAUCACCUUUAUCAGCUCUACCCUGUACCCCGUCAGCCACACUUCAGGAGUUUCUUAAUACCACCACUCACUUUUCGAGCUUGACUCUCAAUGAUCGUGAGCAGCGGGAAUUGUACUCAGCUGCCAUAACCAUCCAAAAGGCAUAUCGUCAGUACCGCGGACGACAACUGCAGCGGCGAGCAGCAGCUGCUGCCAUCACCAUACAGAACUGCUACCGGCGAUACAAACAGUUCGCUUACCUAAAGCAAAUGCACGCCGCCGCCAUUGUUAUUCAGCGCGGGUACCGCUCGCACAGGGAGAGUCGGCAACAGGCCGCCACAGCGACAAUCAAAAAAACCUACUCACAGCGUCGUCAAAAUCAAGCGGCGAGGAAAAUCCAACAAUUUAUGAGACAAACUAAAAUCAAAUUGCAGAGAGAACGAGCCGCAAACGCGAGGGCGGACCGGCUGCUGCAGGAUGCCCGCCGAAACUCGUUGCAGCCCAUCACCAGUACACCUCACACGCCUAAUAGAAUCAUUGAUUACUUAGCGCCCGAAUCACCUAUGAACGCCGAUGAUGAUUUACUGAUCGAGCUUUUAUUUAAAAUGUGACCUGACACCGCUACAAUUAUUUACCGAAGAUAAUUAUACCAACGACUUCUGAAGUUAUAUGAACAAGUAGGCGCUUAUUGGUUCUUAUUUUAAGCUAAAGUAUAGUUUGUUUACGUUUCACGAAGGUUUAUAUUUCUAUAGUCUUCGGGUUGCUAAUUCGUCUUUAAUAUAUAAAAAUGAUCGUUAUAGCCCCAUUUCCUAGAAUGUGAUUUCUGUAAUACAUUCCAGAUCUAUUGUUUAUUGAUUUUAACAUCUAUAGCUGUUCACUUUUUACGGUAUAGUUUAGUCUAUCGAGUUUUUUGAAAUUAACAUUGUUUUCUUCUGUUUUUCGUUGGAACUUCAGGUCAUAGACAGGGUUAUAUUUAGUAUAAAUUUUAUCGUAUUUGUAUUAUAUUUUCAUAAUAUAUUUUUGAGAAAUUUGUUUAGAACAUUUAUUGGAAUCAUAUUUUUGAAACUAAAUUGGAUGUAAAAUAAUUCUCCUAGAACGCCGAUGAGAUGAAGUGUUUUAAAAUUCUUAAAUACUUUCUGUGCCAUUGGAGCGAAUUAAACGUAUUUGAUUUUGUUUUCAAUAUCGACUUUGUAAUUUUACGUGAAUUUUCGGGAAUUACUUUGUUUUAUUGAUUUCCACGGUGAAGUUAGAGAGUAGGUUAAGUACAAAUUCAAAUUAUUAAAAGCCACUGUUCUUAUAAAGUAGAUGCACCUAGCGUAUAAUACAAUAAACCCGACGAGCUGUGAGUAUUUUGAGAUUUUAUCGUAUUUAAGAAAAAAAAAGUUAGUUUUACUAUUGGUCUAACGUUUACCGUGAAGGUUUCAUUCCAGCCUAAUAGGUUAAUUCUCUAGUCGACGCAGCGAACGGGUGCGCCCGCGCCGAACGACGCGUUCCAUUGACUACACAUUAUUGUUUAUAUCAUUUCAUAUUCUGUUUUAUAUUUAGCAAUGUCAACUUCUCUUAAAGAUUUCAAUAUUAUAUUAUUCCAAAUUUCGAUUCCCCACCCCUAGUUCCUACUUCAACUAUUAAAUAUCUUACUAUCAAUAUAAAUCGAUUAGUUCAUUAGUAUAUAGUAAACUUUGUUUUAGAUUCCUUAAUAAAGCUAAAUGCCAUACUAAUCUAGCGUUCAUGAAAAAAAUAAGGUUGUGCACCACUUAAUUAUAGAAAUAACUACCUAAUUAUUCCCUUUUUCUGAAUUCUCUGAUAUUUUAACGUAGCAAUAUAGAUAUAGACUAAGAGUUAGAAGUACUAAUAGCUUACCAUAAGACGACAUGCUGCCGUCGAGAUAUUUUCGAUUCGUAUUUUUAUAAAGCAAAGUUACGAAUGACUAAGGUUGCUUUGCUUGCAGGGCCGUGGUAUAGACUUUUAUUUUGAGUUGUCUAUUCGAAAAAUAUUGGGAUAAAGCAGUCUUAAAACUUUGGAUUGAAUAUUUGAUGUAAACGUUCUGAAUACAUUCGUAUACUUUUUAUGUCUUACAUCCCUUUCGAAGGUUGGCCCAGAAUAGUCGGAAGAGGAUUUUCUAUUAUUAACGAUUUCCAUUGCUGGUAUCGUUAUAAAUUUUAUUAAGGGUUUUUGCUAACAUUUUUUGGAAAUUGUUCUUUCAUCUUUGAAAUUUCGAAAGCUAGAUAAGUUAUAUGAAGAUCUGGAAAUCAUUAAUAAUAAUAGCAAUUGUUAGUUGAAAUUUAUGUGAAACGACGAAGUUCGAGAAUAACCGUCCAACUGUGGCGGCUUUUGCACCCUCUAGUGACGCGAUAAAGUACACGCGAAUAAAACCUCUAUUAAUAAUGUCAACAGUGACCAGAUUCACUGGACUGGGGUACCUGAGGGCGCGCGAAUGUAACAUGUACAUUUUAUAUUUUUGGAUUGCUAAUUUUAAGAUGCUAUAUUUAUAUAUGUAUACGUAGACGGCGAGUACGUAAUCAGUAUUUCGAAUUGUAUCGCCAAAAGUUCUUAACACAUCGGUUUCUCAUUUGUUUUCCGUUAAAGACAAUAGUUCAUUUAGCUAGUGGUCAUGUAUAUAUUUUUAGAUAGCGUGCACGUUGCUUCCGGAACGCCAACGAUAUAUUUUAAAGAGAAGGAAGUAGUUAAGUCGUAUACAAUAUUUUUAACAAUAAGCGAGAAAACUGAAAGCAAUAAUAUUUUUGUGGUAAAAAUUACUCCGAUUUAUAGAAAGAGAGUAUUUUAUUAUCCACGCAAUCGUCACAAACAGUUCAAUACAUAGAUUGCUUUUUAGUGCUGUCGUAACUUGUGCUCCAGGUAUUUAUAAAGUUUAAUUAAUACAAAUUAUAUGUGCGCACUAUACACAACAAUAGACUACAAUAUACUAAAAACAUUUAAAUUACAAUUUAAAUGUUUUUAGUAUGUAGACUUAUAAGAGGUCGAGUUUCCAACAAACAAUGCAAUCCUUUAAAUUUAGUAGGCUACAUAUAUUUAUGUUUUCAUAUUCAAAUUAAGUUUAUGAAAUAAUAAUACAAAAUUUGGGAGCAUCAGUUACGAACCGCCUUUAGUUAUUGACCACAGCUAAAAAUAGUGCACUAGACGUAGAUAUAGUUAGAGAAAUACAUAAUAUAGAAAUGAAAAUUAAAAAAAUGGAAAAAAUCUUGAAAUCUAUACAUAGAAUUUAAAUUUAAAAAAUUUAACUACUUUUUAUUAUUAUAUUAAUAAGAAGCUUAUUCACACAUUUUAAAUCGUAUUUAGUAAUAGCUAAGUAUUAUAGAAAUGUAAUAAAGGACAUGGAUUGAAUGCUAGUGAGAUUAUUGUUCAGUUUUAAUUAAUUUUGGCUACUAUUAAUGUUAAAUCGGUCUAAAUUUUGAGUAUUUUUACUGAAUUUUGCUUUUAGGAUUUAAUAAUAACGUGAAAAUUCUCAAAAUUUAUUACUAAAUGCGCCAAAGGCGAAUAAUUUCAACGAAUGUGAUAAAAUUGCAAAAACAAUUAUGUUGUGUGAGAGUUAGGUUUUUAAUUGUUGUUUUUUGUAGAUACGGUGCGGUAUUGUUGAUUUUUUAUAGUUAUAGUUUGGUCAUGUAUGACAGGUUGAUAUUUUGUGCAGAAUAUCGGUUUAUUAUUUUUAAUCUUAUGUGAUAUAGAAACAUUUUUAAAAUAAAAGUAUAUGUUAUGAAAUCCUAAAGAGUAGUCACACAUAUAAUUUAUAAACGUUUUUCUUUUAAUACAAGUAUGAAUGUUGAGAUAUUCAUUACCUAAAGGGCUUUUUCCUAUGCCGACAUUGGCGUAUAUACGAUUAUAUAAUCCCUGAAAACUUAAUCUUUAUUAACUACUCAGCAUUAAAUUAUGGAUUCGAAUGUCCCGUAAGCAAUAAGCAAUAAUAUAGACUUAGUUAAUUUAAUGAUGAUACAUAAAAGAUGUAUAACGAAGGAAUGAUGACUAUUUGAGCAAAACUGUAAAGGGACUUUCAAAGUAUUUUUUGUUGUCAAGAAGAAACCCACGGAGGAUAUUGGACAGUUAGAAAAAUUACGGCAAAGUGUGCUAGCACGAGAAAAAAACAUUAGCUAAACUUUUAUUUUGGACAAUAUAUCAGUCUGCUUUAGCCUGCCUAAUAUAAUAUUGCAUAUCAUAGAUAUUGUGCGGUUAAUUUUUAACAUUGUAGGUUAUUUUCACGGAUCGCUAGAAAUAGGUAUUACAUCAUUUAGUUAAACAUCAAAUUAAGUUAUUGCUUUGUUGCUUGUAAUGUUUAGCAUUACUUUAAUAGCGAAUUUAUGAAGUUUUUUAUGUAUAUAAAAAUUGUAUGCAUUGUAAUCAUUGUUAUUAAGUUUCAAUAUUAUAGAAGAGUGUAAAAAUUGUUAUGUACUGCCAGUAUUUAACACCAAAUGGGGAAGGAUGAACGGUGUAAAGUAUCCAGCUCAGUCAAAAUUACAUAAACAGAUACAUAAAGAAUUAUGUAUGUACAAUUAUGUUUCCGUAAGUGACAACUUGAUUUAUAACCUAUAACCGUUAAACAGUUUUUUUGGUACUUUUGAAUGUUAUAUUAUCUUCCUUUCACAAGUAGAUUUGUUUAAUAAAUUUUUUAUAGUUUAAAAUAAUAUAUGUAAAUUAAUAACUAAGUAUUGCCACGUUUAAUUGUUUAUUCACAAGGGAAUGUAUGUGUAAUAUUAUGAUAUAUUUAUCUCUGAAUAGGAUCACGACGAAUCGGCGACGUAUAUGUUGAAUAAAUUUGUAAAAAAAUAAUAAUUUAUUAUUGUAUUUAUCUAUGUAAUAGCAUACAACGCAUGUGACUGGAUACUAUGUAUUUUGAAAUGAAAAAUAAUCUUCCUUUGUAAUUAUUGUAACCUAUAAACACUACAAAAUUGUGAUUCAAAGCAAUUUAAAUAAUACUG